AUGGCGCCUUCUACGCAAAAAACUUAUACGCUUAUCCGAGUAAUUCGAGAUAUCCGGUUCCUGUUCGGCCAUGAUUGUUUCUUUCGAUUGUCAGACAUAGCUGAUAGAAACCUCAAGAUGCAGUUGCACAUCAGAGGACAGUCUACCCACAUUCUUGAUGUCAAUGGAGAAGAGUCCAUUGCUCAGAUUAAGGAGCGCAUCUGUGCCCUGUCUGACAUUGGAAAUGAAGAGAUCACUUUAUCAGCAUGUGGGUCUCCUCUCGAUGAUGGUCUCCUAGUAUCUGAAUUGACUUCCACAGAAUUGGAUCUAACAGUGCCAUUGCUUGGUGGUAAAGUGCACGGUUCCCUGGCUCGUGCUGGUAAGGUAAAGGGGCAGACACCUAAGGUUGAAAAACAACAAAAGAAAAAGAAGAAGACUGGCCGUGCCAAGCGUAGGAUCCAAUACAACAGAAGAUUUGUCAAUGUUGUCCAGACCUUCGGCCGUCGUCGUGGACCCAACUCCAACUCU
Messenger RNA from Brenthis ino (lesser marbled fritillary), 507 nucleotides. The record is from the annotation of a GenBank genome assembly. NCBI's taxonomy places the organism in Eukaryota, Metazoa, Arthropoda, Insecta, Lepidoptera, Nymphalidae.